AAGCAUUACGUUGAAGGCAUCUUUUCUCCAGAAGAUAUGCUGUUGAUCAUGAAAGAUCUUCUUGUGAUUGCUCCCAUUUCACUAGUGGAAGCCACUACCCACCAAGCCGAGUUCUUCAUGCCAUCUCUACUCACAUCGAUCCCACCUGCUGAGCUAGACAAGAUUCGUUCCUCCUUCACAAUAUCACCCUUCGCUAUCUACUUUAGUAGUGGGUGUAUUCGCUCUGGGGUAUUUUGCUGUCUAGUUGUGGACGUGAUCAAGAGGCUGGGCUGGAAAGUGUUGCUUCCUUCAGGAGAAGCAAGCAUUUUAGCUAAAAAUUGUAUCCAGCUUGAAAUCCCCAAUCUCCCGUGCACCGUGGCUCUGAUCGACUCCUUCUCGUAUCUUGAAGUGUAUAUCGAUGUGCUUUUUGCUCUUCGCAAACAAGUAUGCCCUACAAUUCGAAACGAAAUUUUGAUCAGCAUUAAAUCGUCGUGUGAAAUGUUGCAUUACAACAACGACACACCCAAGACAGCCAUCUUUUGCCCGUGCAGCAAGAAAAGCACUGGAAGCAUCCGCAAAUUGCACCUUGCUGAUGUGAGCGAACGAAAUGGCUGUAAGUUUUGGAAGUGCUCCCUUCAGACACGUGUGUGGGGAGAGCUCAGUGAUGAAGAUAGAAUCUGGCUGGACGAUAGCGAAGGUUCUGAUGUAUCAUCCUCUGUUGCGAGUGAUAUGUGUACAAAAAAGACACUGAGUAACCAGCAGCAACAAUCUGGUAAAUUUCAAUCAUCCUCUGUAAUGGAAGAUGUGUGCAGGAAGACUGGAGUGACUCAUCAACAGCUCGAUCAAGAAAUCCCUGAGAGUGAAAUCAUUCUAUUGUCAGAGAAAUGUCCCCACCUGCUGCUGAGCAUGCACAAGGCUUUGACAAUUGACGAUCUGCAACAUGUUUACGAGAAACUACACACUGCACAUGCAAGUGCCAGCCCUCACUGGUUCAAUCUGGGAUUGGCUCUAGGUCUCAGUCAUUUCAUUCUCACCAACAUCGAUAGCAAGCAUCGUGGCGAUAAUGUGUCGUGCUUGCGUGAAAUGUUGGCUGAGCUCCUGAGUACGCAAGAUGUAACAUGGAGUCUUCUGUCAGGCGCUCUCAAAAAGCCCUCAGUGAAGCUCAUCAAUUUGGCUGAUAGCAUCACAGUCACAACUCCUAACCUGCUGAAUCGACUCAACCUCACCCCAGCCGACCUCAGUGAAGUAACUGAUGUCACACGUCGUUAUGGCAAUCAAGCUGGAGUGGCUCAUGCAUUGAGAGCGUGGCGAAGAGUGAAUCCUUCCAGGGCUACCUUCAGGGCCUUGGUGGAAAUUGCCAUAGGACUGAGAAGAGGAGACACUGCUACAGACAUUUGUAGAUUCAUUGUAGAGAAUACGAGUUGAACUGACCAAAACUGAUUUUGAUCAUAAAGUUUUUUAUUGAUACUAUUUUUUCUGUAAUGCUUUGCUUUUCUGAACACAUUUUUGGUAGUCUCUGUGAGAAGUUGAACUGAGCAUGUGCAGUAUUAGCCUCGAUCCCAGGCCGAGUUUUCGCUAACAACUAGUUGUUUGCCUAACCGUUAUAAAAGCGAAAACUCUGCCUGGGAUCGAGGCGCCCACACAUUGAAAAAGCCGUCAUCACACCGCUAAAGUCAAAGUGCAGUUAGUAGAAUUAAAGGAAUAAUCAUGUCUUGAAAUAUUGAAAUCCAACCUUCAAGACAAAGAGACUCUGUGCUUUGUUUAUCUUUCCUCCUACUAUGAACAGGUUAUAGCUGACAGGGUGAGUUGCAAUAUGCAAGGGGCCUUCCAGACCUUCUCUUGAAAUGGCUGAAUGCAUGAAUUCACCUCAUCGAAUGACUAGAUCUUUCAUGGACUCACUUCUGGCGUUCUGGCCUGGUCUACAGGUUCUGUGGGGUGAUGUAGACACAGCUAUACACAUUCACGACAUGCUUUAUCAUGUGAUGGAGAGACACAACUUCCUACCCGAGGCAUUCACUCAUGACUUCAGGGUCCACUGGGGAAACCACCCUCUCAGGCCUGAGUUCAUUGAGAGCACUUACUUCCUCUACAAGCUUUCAGAAAAUAAUAUUAUCGUUGAAAUUGGAUCCACGGAAUUCAAGUUAUGGCAGCUGAUAAAUUGGGGAGACUUGCAGUUAAUUUUAAUUUGGAGGCGACUGGAGAUCCAUACUACCUGGACGUCAGUCGAUCAGUGGUGAACAACUUGAACAAGUACGCCAGAGUGAGGUGUGGCUUCGCUGCCAUCAAGGACCUCAGAACCAACGCUCACGAGGACAGAAUGGACUCCUUCGUACUGGGGCUGAGACGUUCAAGUAUCUGUUCUUGUUGUUUGCUGACGAGGGGGACAGUCCCUUGAACAUGGAUGACUUUGUGUUCACGACUGAGGCCCACCUCUUCCCCCUCUCCCUCGCCAGCGCUAACACCACCCUCAAUAGAGUCGUCCAAGAGGCAUUACUGGUGAAGAACACAGACCUGGUGAAUAUGAGCACUGUCACUGUCACCACUAGCGGACCAGACUCUUCUGGGAAGGCAGCAAAGAACAAACCAGUCGCUGACAGCUUCACUAAAGGCGUCUCCUGUUCACUGACGAGAGUGUCCUCCCUCACGAGGUGGGUAAAGGAGAGGCUGCUGUCAAUGAUAUAAGAGACAAAGCAAGGGCAAACUCCACCCACUCAAUCAUCGGUGGAUUAUAACGAGCAGGGGCCCACUCAUGAUGUGUGUAGUUCAUGGUUCAUCGAGCCAGUACAGUGGAUGGAAAGCUCUCUACUGGGCAAAGUGGAGGGGAAGAUUCUGUGUCUCAAGUGCUCGGCUCGUGUGGGGUCAUUCAACUGGUCAGGUGAUCAGUGCUCGUGUGGGCAGUGGGUCACGCCCUCCUUCCAGAUACACAAGGCACAAAUAGACGAAACCAGAACACUCACUAGGAGAAAAGUGGACAAAACUGUAUAGCUAGCUAGCAAAUUACUGAAUUAUUGUCCAAAUUCAAUAUUAAUUUUUUCGAUCAUUUGAAGGUUUAUUGAUUGAACAAUAAAUGAUGUCA
This is a messenger RNA of Halichondria panicea, 3055 nucleotides long. RefSeq lists its product as uncharacterized. The transcript is spliced from 12 exons. The record is from RefSeq and is a predicted model, not a curated record. Lineage: Eukaryota; Metazoa; Porifera; Demospongiae; Suberitida; Halichondriidae. The coding region runs from base 37 to 1404 and encodes 455 amino acids.